UUCACGCUUUCCGUGAACAAGUUUGCAGCAACAAGUCUCGACCAUGUCUGUCAAGUCAGUACGCCUUUCUCUUCUCUCUCCUCCUUUCCGCUCUCUCUGUCAUCAUCGUCAUCAUCAUCGUCAUCAUCAUCGUCGUCGUCGUUGUUACUGCUGCCCUUUCUGCGCGGUGUUGCUGCUGCCUGCCCCUCUUCCCCCACGGCUUUCCCUGCACCAGCCUAGGACAGCGUACACCUGGGGCACAAGAACACACCCUAGCACUGUAGCACUGCGCCAUGGGCUUUAGGUCCGAGAAAAUGACCAGCAAGACAAAGUCUAACCGCAAGUCUAGCUGGGUGAUGCUCGCUGAGAAUGGCGGCUACACACCUCUCCCCGGCGAGCAGACGCUGUACCAGUCUCCUCCUCGAACUACGCUCUCAUUGCAGACCAGCCACCGACACCCUCCGAGCGAGUCUUACUCGCAACAAUGCAAGUCGGGCGUCGUCUUCCUUACCAACCGACGAAUGAUCUAUCUGCCCGUGAACCCAACACCACAGUUGCAGUCUUUCGCCGUUCCCAUUCUCAAUGUAACCGACUCGCGCGUAACAGCACCAUGGUUCGGCGCAAACAAAUGGGAAGCCAUCAUCCAGCCUGUCCAAGGCGGCGGCAUACCUCCACAGCAUUCUGAGCUCGACCUCGUCCUGGAAUUCAAAGAGGGCGGUGCAUUCGAUUUCGCAAGCAUAUUCGAGCGACUGAAAGAGCGGUUACGGCAGGCUAUCGAGAUAGCGCGGGAGAGCGGUGGCGAUGUGCAGGAUGGGACCAGAGGUGUUGGUGGUGUGAAUAUGAACAACGUGCAUCUCGACGAUCUACCGGCCUACGAAGAGAGCCGACAGCACGCUAGAGUACCCGACCCGUUACCUAGCCCACCAAUGGAUAAUGCUGCAGUCGGAAGUAUGAGUGGUGUUGGCGGUUCCGUCGUUGCGGCGCCCGAACCCUCAAGCCCACCAGCAUCGAGCUCGUUGUCGAGCCCACGGACGCAGCAAGAGCACUUUGAACCACCAUCGGAUCCACCGCCAGGUUACGAGGAGGUGCAGAGGAGUAGUGUUGUAGAUGAGCUGGAGAGACAGGUCAGGGACAAUCCGUGGCAGGAUGCGGAUAGUAAGCGAUGAAGUCGGGUGCUCUUUAGUGUGCCAAGAAAUUGUUGUGUUUGAGCAGGGCGUUCCGGGGUGAGAGCAGCUUCAAAUGGCUGCAACGAAAUAUCACGAACUUACAUGUAUCACUUUACUUGGCUUGAAUUAGAUUCGAGAAUGGCAGGCAUAGUUAGGCCUGGCAGUUGGCUUGAAAUCUGACAAUAUGUCUUUUCUUGGGGGCUGCGCUGAAAGGUGGUGUUUCUAACCAUAAAUCUCAUCUGCAUCAGCAACAUCACAUUAAACAUCCGAGAACGUUACAAAUCCGAGCACAUGGCAAGC
Molecule: messenger RNA, 1445 nt
Organism: Bipolaris sorokiniana ND90Pr
Lineage: Eukaryota; Fungi; Ascomycota; Dothideomycetes; Pleosporales; Pleosporaceae
Exons: 2
Coding region: 294-1145 (283 amino acids)
Biological process (GO): positive regulation of DNA-templated transcription
Cellular component (GO): nucleus
Molecular function (GO): chromatin DNA binding; transcription coactivator activity
Source: RefSeq, a predicted model, not a curated record